This is a messenger RNA of Zygosaccharomyces rouxii, 1644 nucleotides long. RefSeq names its product dolichyl-P-Glc:Man(9)GlcNAc(2)-PP-dolichol alpha-1,3-glucosyltransferase (gene ALG6). Gene Ontology annotation, biological process: protein N-linked glycosylation. The transcript has a single exon. NCBI's taxonomy places the organism in Eukaryota, Fungi, Ascomycota, Saccharomycetes, Saccharomycetales, Saccharomycetaceae. Bases 1 to 1644 code for a protein of 547 amino acids. The record is from RefSeq and is a predicted model, not a curated record. Gene Ontology annotation, cellular component: endoplasmic reticulum membrane. Gene Ontology annotation, molecular function: dolichyl pyrophosphate Man9GlcNAc2 alpha-1,3-glucosyltransferase activity.
AUGCCCUCUAAAACAUCGAAGAAGGUGGAAAAGGCUCAAGCUGAUAAUACAGCAGAGGAAUCUUUCUACGCAUCACCUCUUUACGAUUUUUUGUAUCCGUUCAAACCAGUAGGAUCUCAAUGGUUACCUGAGUAUAUCAUCAUCCUAUUUGCUGUCAUAAUAAGGUGUGCCAUUGGGUUGGGACCUUAUUCAGGUCAAUCGGUGAAACCAAUGCAUGGUGAUUUUGAAGCUCAAAGGCAUUGGUUAGAAAUUACGCAACAUUUACCCAUUUCUCAAUGGUAUUAUUUUGACUUAGAAUAUUGGGGGUUGGAUUAUCCACCUUUGACCGCCUACCACUCCUACAUUCUAGGUAAAUUAGGCUCCCUAAUUAAUCCGGAUUGGUUUGCAUUGAACGUUUCUAGAGGAUUGGAAUCUAAUGAUCUGAAGACCUACAUGAGAUUUACUGUAAUUUUAAGUGAAGUUAUAUUUUAUAUCCCAGCUGUGGUAUAUUUUACGAAGUGGGUAGGUAGGCACAGAGGUCUAAGUCCUGUUGGUCAGUUUAUUGCAGCUGCUGCCAUUCUAUUUCAACCUGCUUUGAUGUUGAUAGAUCAUGGUCAUUUCCAGUACAACUGCGUGAUGCUUGGUUUUACUGUUUAUGCAAUUAAUAGCUUGAUGGAUGAAUUUUAUGCACCAGCAGCAGCUUGUUUUGUCCUUUCCAUAUGCUUCAAACAAAUGGCUCUGUACUACUCACCUAUUUUCUUUGCCUAUUUAUUAGGCAGAUGCGUCUUUAAGACUGGUAUUCGCUUCCCAAGAUUUUUAUCAAUAGCCAUGGCCACUAUCGCCACAUUUUUGGUAAUGUACAUUCCUUUAUAUAUCAUGGGUAGUGGAUCACAAAAUGUCUUACAGUCCGUUCAUCGAAUUUUUCCAUUUGCUAGAGGUAUCUUUGAAGAUAAGGUGGCCAACUUCUGGUGUGUGACGAACAUCUUCGUGAAAUACAAACAGUUAUUCACGCAACAGCAAUUGCAACUGUAUUCCUUAUUGGCUACUGCACUAGGAUUUUUGCCAGCUGUAGUGCUUGUACUUCUAUAUCCUAAGAAACAUCUUGUUCCUUUUGCACUAGCAGCAUGUUCGAUGUCAUUCUUUCUCUUCAGCUUCCAAGUUCAUGAAAAGACUAUUUUGGUCCCACUUCUUCCAAUUACUUUAUUGUACACCUCCACUAAUUGGGAUGUUCUUUCAUUGGUGAGCUGGAUUAACAAUGUGGGACUAUUUACACUAUGGCCACUUCUCAAGAAAGAUGGAUUAGCAUUACAAUACUGUGUUUGUUUUGCAUUUUGCAAUUGGUUAAUUGGUAACUUCAGUUUUGUAACUCCAACAUUUUUACCCAAGUUUUUAACCCCAGGGCCAUCUGUGAGUAGUGUGGAUAGCAAUUAUCGUCGCAGAAGUUUAUUACCUAAGAGUAUCAUUUGGAAAUUGAUCAUUGUUGGAUCUUAUAUUUCCAUGGGAGCUAUUCAUGUGCUAGACAUGUUCGUAGCGCCACCCCUAAAUUAUCCUGAUCUUUGGGUUAUUUUAAAUUGCACUCUUGGUUUCGGUUGUUUCAUGCUAUUUUGGCUAUGGAACUACUAUAAACUUUUCAGUUUGGCAGGACAGUCUCUACAACAGUUGUAG